ACUUAUUUUGUAUAACAACUGAUGUGCGUUCCGAUAAGGUGGAUCAAUUAUCAAAAAACUCGGCAUUCGAAAUCUGUUGGUGGUUCUCUAAAACACGGGAACAAUUUCGUUUGGCAGGAAACGCAUACGUGCUAUCAUUAUCACUUUACUCAAAAUUUCCUUUCACUAAACUUUCUUCAUAUUUUCCUCAUACAUGUAAUUAUGAUUGGAAUAAUGAAUUGAGAUCUCAAUUUGAAAAAAUUUCCGAUGAAUUACGUGCAAAUUUAACUUAUCCUACUCCCGGUUUACCGCUUAAACAUGAAAAUUUCAUUAAAAAACUUGGAGUGGUUGGUAAGGAUGAUAGAGACAAUGAAUUAAUUCAAAAAUCUUUUGAAAAUUUUGCUUUAGUUAUUUUUGAAGUUGAAGAAGUAGACCGCGUCGAAUUAGCAACUGAUCCUCAUAAGAGAACUAAUUGGAAAUUAAAUAAUCAAACUGGGGAAUGGACCGAACAAAGAGUUUACCCUUAA
Molecule: messenger RNA, 506 nt
Organism: Funneliformis mosseae
Lineage: Eukaryota; Fungi; Glomeromycota; Glomeromycetes; Glomerales; Glomeraceae
Source: the annotation of a GenBank genome assembly